This is a messenger RNA of Phytophthora infestans T30-4, 1803 nucleotides long. RefSeq lists its product as uncharacterized. The record is from RefSeq and is a predicted model, not a curated record. The transcript has 5 exons. NCBI's taxonomy places the organism in Eukaryota, Oomycota, Peronosporomycetes, Peronosporales, Peronosporaceae. Bases 1 to 1803 code for a protein of 600 amino acids.
AUGGAGCAGCUACCGUUGGGUCCUAAUAGUCUGCACUUAAUGCAACAUCUGCACGAAGGCCAGCGCUACGACCGCCAGCCAAGACUGUUACCGGAGGUGGACGGCGUCACGUGUCUGACACACCACGAGGCGCAGGUUGACAUUAAGAGCAUCCAGCAUCAACUCGCGACGUUUGAAGCGCGAUCGGGUGUUAAAUUGCCUGGCGGACGUCCGAAUGUUGGCGAUAAGGACCAUCGUAGACUGUUUCUAGUGGACGAGAACGACAGUGAAGACGACAUGCCGUUGGCUGCAGCGCUAAAGAAUCGUCGCUCUAGACCUAGCGGCGUUAUUGCACCAGAGGAGAUUGUUGAGUCUUUACCGGCUGCUCGCCGUGCUGUGCGCAUCACCCAACGUGAGCUUCAAGCCAUGAGAAUUGAGCGUGAAGAUUUAGAAAGAGCCUUCGUGAGACAUCGCUGCACGCUGCUGUGGCAGGUAGGCGAGAUGAAGCGCAUGAAGAAGCAGCACGAUCGCGUGACACGUGCGCUGAGUCGCGACGUGGCAGACACUGCGAAAGGCCUGGAGUCAAGUCGUCGUCGUACGAGUGCACUGCAGGACAUUAUGACGGAGCUUGAAGCAAGAGGAAGCCGCCUCUUGCGUCUCGCUCGUGAGAAGAGCAGACUUGAGGCGACGCUGGAAGCGCAGGGCAUCGAACUCCCGGAGAUUGACGAGGUUUGUGUCGGUGAUCGUGUGAAAUGUGCGCCAUUCGGAACUGGUCGAGUGCUCGAGUUGCGUCUAGAAACAAGGCAACUGGAGGUUAAACUGGACUUCGGUGGCGUUGGAUACAUUCAAGAAGAAAGUGUGGAAGUGCUGCCAUCGGACAUGAAGUAUGCGGAGGCCGAAGAAGAGCUGAAAGUGCGCUUUUUCGAGAAGAUUGGCAAGCUGGUUCAGCCUAAUGGCAAGCUGCGUAUGCUCAGCGGGGCCGUUGAGUAUCCGUUGGACGACAGUGAUGAGGACUCUGAGUCUAGCGAUGGAAGUGAAGAAUUGUCAUCAGAAGACGAAUCGGCGGUCGAGUCUAUAGAAGAAUUAAGUCAACGCAGAGGCAAGAAGCGACGACUGAUUAUGACGCCACUGCCGGGAACGGGCUCGAAGAAGUCGAAGAACCGUCGAGUGAUCGAGUUCCCUGCGUCCACGGUCCCGAUCACCCCGUUUGACACGGGACUCUUGAUCAGUCCGCUGAGUAGACUGCCAGAGCGAGUGGCUGCUGUCGGUCCGAAUGCACUCCAGUGGCUUCCGUCGUAUCUGCCUAAGAAUAUGGACGAGUGGGAGCAAGAGCGCUAUAACUCGCUGCAAAUGAAGGGCGAGAUCGAGCGAUUACGCUUCCAGCUGCAAAAAUCUGAAGCUCAACGAAUUGAUGCGCAACAGCUUGCAAGUGAUCAGCUCGAGUCUAUCAACCAGCUUGUGUCACAGUUGGACAAGCUGAGAGAAAACGCUGGUUUGCCUUCUGGCAAUGCUUUAAACCCCGUCGACUCCUGUCCAACCUGCGGAGGCCACAAGACGAUAAAGAAUUCCUAUCAAGGCAGAGGUGGAAACAGUCACCGGAAAGACUCUGGUGCACAGCAAGAUGACAGUGCAAGAAGUUCCAGGACUGGUGACAACGAUAGUGUGCAAAGCGACUCCAAGAAGGCAUCGAAGCGAAAACACAGCGAUGAAGCUAGCAACGAGUCGAGCGAUGCUGCACCACCAAGAACCGCAAGUAAAGCCAUGAACCGCUCUCUUCGACCGCGAAGGAAAGCCAAAACGACUGCUUCUCCUAAGCGGAAGUAG